UCACCAGUGAUGAUCAUGUCAUCAACAUAGAGAAGGAGCAGAGUCCGACCACGAGGAGACGUGUGAACAAACAACGCGGGAUCAUGAUCACUGGGCAAGAAACCAGCGGCAGUCACCACAGAGGUGAAACGCUCGAACCAGGCGCGAGGGGCCUAUUUAAGACCAUAGAGGGAGCGGCGAAGUCUACAGACCAUACCAUCAGGAGCAUAGUACCCCGGUGGUUGCUGCAUAUAAACCUCCACACGCAACUCACCAUUGAGAAAGGCGUCCUGGACAUCAAGUUGAGAGAUAGACCAAUGACGAACAGAAGCCACAACAAGGAGAGUGCGGACAAUGGUCAUGUGGGCCACAGGAGCAAAUGUCUCAUCAUAAUUGGGUCCCUGCUCCUGCUGAAAGCCAUUGGCCACAUGUCGAGCUUUGUAGCGCUCAAGAGAACCAUCGGAGCGAGUCUUAAUCUUGUAUACCCACUUGCAGGUGAUGGGACGAACACUGGAAGGAAGGGAAACCAGAUCCCAUGUGCCAGAGCGCUCAAGGGAAGCAAGCUCUUCGGCCAUCGCAAGCUGCCAUUCAGGCUGAGUCAUGGCAGUCCGAUCGGAAGUGGGCUCAGCAAUAACAGAGAGGCCGUACCGAUCAGGAGAAUAGCGAUCAGGCGGGGGGCGAGGCCGAGCACGGAGGUUAUGAACCGGGGGAGGCGUGAAGGGAGACGCACCAGAGGUGGAAGACGCAUCAGGGGAAGCAUCCUCAAUACGAGGGCGGCGAGUAUAGUGAAGAGGAAACGGUGAGAAAGGGUGACGGACUGGAGAUGAUGAGAGGUGGAGGAGGAGGAUGGGGAAGAGGGUGUCGGUGGUGAAUGAGAAUGAAAGAGAGGUGCCGGAGGAAGGGGUGAAACAUGAGGCACAUAGCAGGGUGUAUCGGGAAGGAGAAGAAAAGAAAUAUCGUCCACAGAGAAGCUCGAGGAAGAAGGACGUGGGUAGUAAGAACGAGACUCGUCAAAAGUCACAUCAUGCGAGAUGCGCAAGCGACGACCAACAGGAUCCCAACAGCGAUAGCCCUUGUGCUCAACACUGUAGCCAACAAAAACACACUCAACCGACUGAGCAGUCAGUUUGGUGCGUUCUCUCGGGGCAAGAAGGACAUAGCACACACAUCCAAACAUACGAAGAGCUGAGUAGUCAGGAGAACGACCAGUGAGACACUCCAUAGGAAUACCACCCUGCAGAGCAGUCGAUGGCUGAAUGAUGAUGAGAUAGGUGGAUGCAGAAACAACCUCGGCCCAAAAGUGGGGUGGAAGGGAAGCGACAAUCAUUAGCGCACAAGCCGUCUCAAGCAGAUGACGAUGCUUACGUUCUGCAACGCCAUUCUGAGCAUGAGCACCAGAACAUGAGAACUGGGCAAGAGUACCCUGUUCCGCGAGAAAACCAUGCAAUAGCUGGGAGAUAUACUCUCCAACAGAGUUAGCACGAAAAGUACGAAUAGAUGUGGAAAACUGGGUGUGAACCAUGGCAGCAAAUCGUUUGUAUAUAGAGAGAACCUCGCUACGAGAUUUCAUGAAGUAGAGCCAAGUGUAGCGAGAGAAAUCAUCAAUAAACAAAACAUAGUAGCGAUGACCACCUUUCGAAUCAAAGGGAGCAGGACCCCAGACAUUAGAAUGAACUAAGUCAAAAGGACGCUGAGAUACCGACUGACUAGUAGGAUAAGGUAACUGGGUCUGUUUGCCAAGUCUACAACCAUUACAAUGUAAAGAAACAUCUCCAGAUACAGACCCUAAGAGGCCCUGACGCACUAAUGAUGACAAGCGAGAGCCACAUAUGUGACCAAGGCGAUGAUGCCACUGCUGGAAGGACGCAAACGAAGAGGCAGCAAGAGCAUGAGAGCUGGCAGAAGUGGUGGCAGCGGAAGGAACACAAAGCCAGUCAACCUCCCAAAGGCCCUCUAACUCACGGCGCCGGGGGCCAGCACCAACCAAAACCUUGGUGCGACGAUCCUGAAUGGAGCAAGAGUCGGUAUCAAGAAUGACAUGACAACCAGAAUCAGUAAGUUGGGCAGUGGAAAAAAGAUCUCAUGGUAAGGCGAGGAACAUGUGAAACAUUAGGAACAGAAAAGGAUGGAGUGGAAAGAAUACCACGACUAGCAACAGGAAGAGAUGUGCCAUCGGCAAUAAGAACAUUAAUAGGAAAAUCAAGAGGGCGAAGAGAAGACAAAGCUGAAGAAUCAGAGGAUAUAUGAAAGGAAGCUCCAGAGUCCAGAACCCACGAAGAUGUACCUGACGGUGUAGAUGCCCGCGGUGAUGAAGUGGUGAAAGCAGUCACAGCAGCCGCAGAACCCAUCGAUGAAGAACCGGAGGAAGCUAGAAGGCGCUUGAGCCGCACAAUGUCCUAGUCAAUGAGUGACGGAGUAGAUGACGACACAAGAGUACCACUGGAAGAGGAGCGCCUCUGGUUUCGCUGCUUCCGGCCACAAUCAGACUCUGGGUGACCUGGCCUGGAGCAGUAGUCAGAGAAGGUGUCACGGUGCGACCGUCCCUUCUCAACAUAUGGAGGGCGACCCACCCCCCUGAAGGUGUGGGCAGGAGCGGUGGAGCAGUGGGACGAGCAGACGACACAGGAGCUCAGGCAGCCAACACAAAAGGAACCGCAAGCAACCCAGCAGAACGAAGGAGGGUCUCCUUAGCACGAAGCUCAGCAAGUACCUCCGAGAUAGGAACACGGCAACGAGCAAGCAAGUGAGCACGUCGAGGCUCAAAGUCGGAGCAGAGGCGAGAUAAGAACUCAUGGACACGCUGAAACUCCAAGUCGGACCGCAUAGUCUGACAGCAGCGGCAAGAUCCACAAACAACUGUCCGAAGAGAGUCAAGCUGGCGCCAAAUGACAGAACUCUGUGUGUAGAACUCUUCAAUAGAUGAGUCACCCUGCUGAAGAGCGUGCUCCUGACGCACCACAGAUAAGUAAAAAGCAUCACCAGAGGGCUGAUAGCGUUGACAGAGAUAAGACCACAUCGCUGCAGCUGUGCCGAGGCCCAUGAACUCCGAAGCAAACUGAUGGAGGACACUCACAGUGAGAACAGCAGCAGCACAGGCAUCAUCAUUGCACCACUGAGUGUAAGCAGACAGAUCAUCCCGGUAGACAGAAAGAGCAUCUGAAUAGGCAGAUACCUGCUGUUCAUAAGCAUCAACCGCACCAUCAUUGAGCGCCUUGGCUGCAUCUCGAUCAGCCUGAGAAGCAUCAGCAGCAAGGACCGGCGACACCGGCGGGGUAGGAGCCACAGGAGCAACAGGGCAUGGCGGACAGGGGACCUCGCAAGAGAGAACACCCCACAGAAGAAGACCGCGCAUAUGGAUACGCAUGAACCCUGCAAACUCUGCAUAGUUGGUGCCAUCGAAGAUCACCGAGCACCGAGGGACCGCGACAUAGCCCGAAGAGGACAUGAGGAAGUCUCUCUGCUGCUUCUGCCCUUUUUUUUGGUCAACAGACAGAAGACCCGAUCUGGAUCGGGGCAGACGCUCCACCCUCGAGCGAGCGCUAGCGGGAAGCAGCCGGGGGAAGCAUCUGAGCGGGGGCUACGGUGGUAGCGGCCAGCCUGACGAGCCAAGGAGAAGCAGCGGAGGCUGGACGAGCGACUGGGGAGGCCGGGAGGAGCUGCGGCCGUAUGAGCUGUUGGGGAGGUCAGGAGGAGCUGCAGCCAGAUGGGCCUCGGCGGCAGAUGGAGAGGCCGGGGGCGGUGACGGCCGGACGGGCCCCGGCGACGGCAGGGCGAGCCCCGGCAGCGGCUGCAACAUCCGAACGGGAGCGGAGGUGGCUAGAGCGUCCAGACGGUGAGGAGCUGAGAGGAGGCAGAAGCUGGAUGUGGAGAGGCAAGGGAGCAGGCGGCCGGCGACGGUCGGAGACAGCAGGCGGCGGGCAGGCUAGGUACGGAGUGCACGGAGUUGCAGCGUGCGGGAGGAAGUGGCUAGCCUGGCAUCUGAUACCAUGUUGGAUAAUGAGCAAUUGGCAUUCACUGAGGGCCAAAGGCCAAUACAUAUACAUGUGCGAUAAAGUGCAGGAAACCCCUUAUACAAUAGAGAUAUACAGAAAAGGGACUAUACACAUCUAACAGGCUUAUCUCCUCACUAUUGAAUUCAUGCUCCGGUCAGUUCAUCCAAAAGUCCGAACUGAUGUAGAGAGGCAGGCAAUAUAUUUCAACACUCCCCCUUGUUGCAGUGUAUAUGUGGAUUGCCUAGCCCUUUCCAUCAGUUUGGACUUUUGGUUGUGUUGGUUAGUGCAUGAAGCUUAACAUGGAUCAGAGCUAAGGUCUUGAGUUCAAGUCCUGACUUUCGCAAUUUAUCCAAAAAUUGUUGCUGCCCCCAUUUGUGUCCACAUAUAGGCCUCUUGAUCCAUACCUCUGAGUCUAUCCACGUGUUGACUUCCCGCGUCACAUGUGAGACGAGGUGUUAAAGUGUAUAUGUGGAUUGCCUAGCCCUUUCCACCAGUUCGGACUUUUGGUUGCGUUGGCUAGCGCAUGAAGCUUAACACCCCUCACGUCUAGGCUAUUUUAGUCCUUAGACGUGGGAUCAAUGGCUGCAGAAUAUUUUUUAUUUAAUACUGUGUUGGCAGAGUCUUGAACUCAAGAUCUCUUGGCUCUGAUACCAUUUGAAUUCAUGCUCCAGCCAGUUCAUUCAAAAGUCCGAACUGAUGUAGAGAGGCAGGCAAUAUAUUUCAACACUCACAGGCUGCUCCUUCACGCACUUGGUGUGGCAGGGAAUCAGACUAUGGAGACAAGGUGCUUUCCUAGGUCCGAUUGACGGCUCGACCUCCCGAGGCAGGGGAUGCCUUCGUGGACUGGUGGCUGGCUACUUGCCUCUCACUCCAGACCUCGGCCCGAAAGGGCACAUACUGCCAUCAUGCUGGUGGCUUGGUGCAUCUAGAAGCACCACAAUGCAGUCAUCUUCAUCAGCGCCCAACUCAUCCUAUCUAGCCUUCUUGACACAAUUAGGAUGGAAGCCAGACAUUGGGUGAUGGUGGGCGCGAGCGGCCUAGCUGCAUUGCUCUCGACUGUUUAUACGGCUGGUGUUUAGUGGUGUUGUGUUGUAACAACGGGUGUGCUCGUCUGUUUUCCUGUAUAAACUCUUCUUCUAUCAAUGAAUCCAAAGACAAGGCUUUUGUGCUUUCUCGAAGAACCCCCCCCCCCCCUUCUCAGUGCCACACUUUUUGAAUAGACAAUGUAUCACUGCCUUAGUUACACAGUGGCGGAGACAGUGGGACCAGCAGCCCCCCCCCCCCCCAACAUCAAUGAUUUACUACUACUAAUUUUCUUAUAACAGUACAUGUUUAGUGAUCAUUUGCUGCUAAAAGCUCAUUUUUUCAGUGUUUGGCCCUCCCCAACCUUAGCCUCAGUCCUCCUCCCCCCCCCCCCCAAAUCAAAUUUUUUCUGGCUCUGCCUCUAGGGUUAGACAUUUGACACAUGGGACUCAAGUUCUAAUAAACUACUGCUCUAAAUUUUAGUCAUUAUCUCAUCAUUUAUGUUCCAUCACAACUGAUUAUGUGUAUGAAGGCUGAUCGGUGCUUACUAUUGAUUACCUUUGGCAUUUCGCAGAUAAUGUAGGUUCUAAAUUUUGUUGGGAGAGGCUUAGGAGGUGGUAGAAAGCUAUUGAUGUCAUGAUGGAGUAAACAAUAUCCUACUAAAAGUAUCUGCCCAAAUUGGCUAUGCAAAUCGAUAGACAUACGAAGUUCUGGGUGUCAAGCCGGGGGUUAUAAAUAGAAGCUAGGUGCACUGCGCAUAGCUUUCUGAUUUCUAUACACAUAUGGCUAAACAAAAUGUGAAUACUUUGUUCAGUUGUUUCAUAGUUUGCCACUCUGCAGAUGGUAUAUUCACAUAUUGUAUUGUGUAUGUAUAAGUGAAUAUUGAAUGUCAUCUUUUUGCGGGGGAAUAUUGAAUGACAUUUACGGCAUGCUUAAUUCAUAUAA
Messenger RNA from Triticum urartu, 5939 nucleotides. NCBI's taxonomy places the organism in Eukaryota, Viridiplantae, Streptophyta, Magnoliopsida, Poales, Poaceae. The record is from RefSeq and is a predicted model, not a curated record.